AUGCUGCGAACACUCGUCCGAAGAGCUCACGUUCACAAGCCCGGGUUCCGCUUCCCCGACCGCAAGGCUCCCAAAGAAGCGCACACACCGCACCCUCAUCCCGCAGCACCCUCCAACAUCGCCUCGUCCUUCGACCACUUCCAGAAAGUCUUCGCCUCAGGCCCGCACUUCCACCCUGAAAAGCUCCAGCAGUCUUCUCCGUCACAAUCGCAGUCGCAGCAGACAAGCGGCAGCGGCCUGCUCGGAAACGUGGAUAUGAACGACAGGGAGGUGGCCGAGGACGUGCAUCUGUUGCCGGAGAGGUUCUGGCGUACACCGGCGCUCGCCUUCUCGGAUGCAGAGAUGGAAGCCAUCAUGACCGGAGGCGCAAACUAG
Molecule: messenger RNA, 375 nt
Organism: Sporisorium graminicola
Lineage: Eukaryota; Fungi; Basidiomycota; Ustilaginomycetes; Ustilaginales; Ustilaginaceae
Exons: 3
Coding region: 1-375 (124 amino acids)
Biological process (GO): 2-oxoglutarate metabolic process
Source: RefSeq, a predicted model, not a curated record